Messenger RNA from Hydractinia symbiolongicarpus, 2373 nucleotides. RefSeq names its product E3 ubiquitin-protein ligase TRIM56-like. Gene Ontology annotation, biological process: positive regulation of DNA-templated transcription. The coding region runs from base 1 to 2028 and encodes 675 amino acids. The record is from RefSeq and is a predicted model, not a curated record. Gene Ontology annotation, cellular component: chromatin; nucleoplasm. The transcript is spliced from 7 exons. Gene Ontology annotation, molecular function: ubiquitin-protein transferase activity; zinc ion binding. NCBI's taxonomy places the organism in Eukaryota, Metazoa, Cnidaria, Hydrozoa, Anthoathecata, Hydractiniidae.
AUGGCUGAAAUUCUAGAUCAUUGUUAUUUGAAGCAACAACACCUUCAACAUUUCUUUGUCAAUUGUUAUGUGUAUGGUAGAAUUUUAUUUGUGAGCAGAUCAAGAAAGCUAACAAACAAAUUCAUCACUUUACUUGUGUUGAUCUCUGGUAAGCUUCUCACUGCGAAAUAUUUUAAAGGAUACUUGCUUAACCGAAUAACUGAAAUGGCGUUGUCGCCAGACAGGAUCAGUCUGAUGCUGGAAUGCAAGAUUUGCUUAGAUACUUACAAUACGCCUAAACAUCUUAACUGUGGACACACGUACUGUCACGGCUGUUUAGACGACAUUUUGUCAUUUAAUGAAGAUGGAAGUGCUGAACUAAAUUGCCCACUUAGAUGUUCAAACAAAACAAUAAUAAAUGAACACGAAACGACAUCAUACUUACCUACUUCUUAUUGUCUUGCUGACAUUUUAAAUAAUGUAGAAGAAAAUGGAAAAGGCAAUGCCCUAUGCAGACAAACUGAGAAUUGCAAACAGCCUGUUCGUUACUUCUGCAGAAUUUGUGCUGCGAAGAUCUGUGAGAAAUGCCAAAAAAUACAUUCUUGUGAAAACAAAUCAUUCGUUACUGUUAGUUUUAACGAAAAGUUACAAGAAAUUCAUCCCUUAUGCAGUCAACAUAACUCCCUGGCUAAGCAAGUGUGCAUCGAAUGUGAUAGUCAGUUUGUGUGUGUGUAUUGCGUCCACAGGGAACACAAAGGUCACAACACCAAAAGCAUAACUGAAUAUGGCAUUGAAUUAAACAAGCAUUUUCAAACAUUUGAAGAUACAAUAGUUGAAUUAGAAAAAUUAUCAGAAAUAUAUCAUAAAACUUUGAUGAAGCUCGAAUGUGAGAGAAAGGUAUUUGUUCAAGAACUGGAAAUGAGAAAACUGAAAUGCAUAGAAAGAUAUCUUAGCAUUUUAAAUGAAGAAGAAAAGAAUAUGUUGAAGGAUUUUGAUGAAAAAUCAGAAAAAUUCAAAGCCGAGAUAAUGCGUGUUGGAUGCAUAGAUAGGACUAAAAUGAAAGAAUUUACAGAUGAAAUAAAGGCUUUUAAAUUAAAGUCCAAUUUCGAACUGAUUGCUGAAAAGGUGGAAGUUGAAAGAAAACUACGAAAUCUUUCUUCCUUACCGCCCAGUAUUGCAACAUUUAAUUCACACCUCCAACAACUAAAUAUGGAGAAGUUAUCAAGAAACCCACUAGGGAAAUUAAAAAUUUCCAUUGAUGAAGUUAAGUCACCUACUGUCAUUUCGGGCGCAUCGUCUCCUUGUAAAAAUCUGAUUGAAGGAUCUGAAAAAUGUUUCGACUUCUCACGACUAGCAAUUGAUUUAUCGCGUAUUAUGGAAAGUUUAAAAGGCGACUUCAACAUUACAUUGAUGCACUGUAUAGCUUAUUCCUCGUACAAUUUAUUAGACGUUCAGUUAAAAUUUUAUGGAGUUAUAGGAGUUAUAUUUGCACAAAAAAAAUGUUCAGCGGAUUAUGAAUAUGCAAAAUACUUUAGCUUCUAUACGCACUCCCAAAACACAUAUCGAUUUGAAAAUUUUAAAUGUGAAAAUGCUGGAUUGAUAAAGAACAUAAGCACGUUUUGUCGGACUGGCUACACUUGUGGUCUAGUUAAGUUUAACGAGAUCCCUCUCAACACAGAAAAGGGUUACCAUCCUUGUGAUACGACUGCUGCCACGACUGUAAGGACUUUAGAAAAUGAACGAUGGUAUUUUGGUUGUAUCACUCGGGAAGAAAGUAUUCGCUAUCUUAAACAUCCCGAAAACAAAUCUGGGGCUUUCUUAAUUCGCAAAAGUGAAAAUCCAUCCAACGGUCAAUUGUACGUAUUAUCCAUGUUGAAAGGGGACUUUGUGUCCCAUUUUAGUAUAAAAAGAAAGUUCGUCCUUUCAAAAAUGCAGGAAUGCAAUUCGUUAAACGAACUGCUACAUCAUUGCAAGCGUGACUGGCCCCUAGGAGAGCCAUGCAUAAAAGUAAGUGUGCAAUAUAAGUAUAGUAUUUAUUUGUUUUGCUGAAAAUAUAUUAUAUCGUAUAUAUAGUAUAUAUAGUACAUACAUAUAUAUUAUCGUUUAUCACAGUUGUUGUAAGGGGCAAAAGAGGUAUAUCAGUUAGAGCUGGCUUCAACCUCUUUGUGUGACGUCUUUAGUCAUUUUAAAAUUAAUGAAAAUACUGUUACUUAUCUAAAGAGCGUUAAAAACAUUCUAACUAAUUUUUCGUCAUAUUUUUAUGUUAGUAGUAAUAAUUGACCGUAACAUACCUUCCUGCUUUUUAACCUAAGAAAGGAUAAGUACUAGGAAAAUACCUCAAAAUACGAUAUAUUGUUUAUGUUGAAUUAAAGUGGGAAAAAGUGGGAAAAACUA